CUAAACGCUGCCGUUUUGUUUCAUAGUUAGACAGAGAGACAAGACACCUUUGGCUUUCGUUAAGAAAGAAAAAGAAGAAUAAAAAGAAACUUCUCUCUGUUUUCUCUCUCUUGCCGUUCCCGUCUUCCGUCGUCGUCGCUCUCUCUCUCUCUCUCUCUGCGUUUCUUCUCCAAGCCGGAGGAAAGCCCAAAACCCUUGAAUCGAAAACAGCGGUACCGCUGCUACUGAUUGAUAGAACAUAACUUCAAAGUUAUAAAAGGAAACGUCGUAAGAGUAAUCUCAGGACUAGUAACUGGAUCUCUUGUUUCUCCGGUAUUCAUUUGAUCUUCUAUAAAACCUUUUUGGAACCCGUCUCAGAAGCCCUUACAGCUCGUGGGAUUCGAUUUAUUGCAUGUUUGGUUUCGAGGUCUUGCCUCUGAUUCAGUCGGUGACAGAGUUUUCAGAGAGAAUCAUGCCUCUGUUUUGGUUAAGAGAUUGACUUCAUCUGUCGGAAUCUGUAGAUCAAUUUUUAGGAGAUUUCUGGGUUUAAAGCUGCGAGGGGGAUUAGGUGGGUGAUGGGGAGUAGUGAUGAGCGAAACAGUAAGGCGAUUGAUGCGUCGGUAGGAGGUUUGGUUUGGGUCCGACGCCGUAACGGGUCAUGGUGGCCGGGUCGGAUUAUGGCUCAUCACGAGGUUCCCGACAGUACUAUUGUUUCUCCUAAAUCUGGCACUCCUAUUAAGCUUCUAGGUCGUGAAGAUGCUAGCGUGGAUUGGUAUAAUCUUGAAAAGUCCAAGAGGGUGAAGGCGUUUCGCUGUGGGGAGUACGAUGCUUGCAUUGAGACGGCAAAGGCUACUGUAUCUACCACUAGUAAGAAGGCUGUCAAGUAUGCCCGUCGAGAAGAUGCCAUUGCCCAUGCUCUAGAGAUUGAGAGUGCACACCUUGCCAAAGAUAACCCAGAGUGUAUUGAGAAGGCUAGUACAUCUGGCAAGGUUCCUAGAAGAUGUCAUUCCAGAAAGGGCAAAGAGGACUCCAGUGAUGUAGCAGAGACUGAAGUUGCAUUGCAAUCUAGUAAGUCUUCAAAAAAAAACAAUAAGGUCAAAGCUUCUAAGGUGCAGUCCUUGUCAGGGAAGAGAAGAAGAACACCAAAUGAUUCGGAAGAUGAUGGGACUGAAGGAAAUAAACGAAUGAGAGGACUUGAGGAUAUUGGAACUGGUAGAGGAUCAAAAGGAAAACUACAGGUCGGUGCAGUGCUCGAGGAUAAGCAGGAAAAUGGUUUUAAAAGUGAUGCAAACAUCAAUGGUUCCAUGCUGAAUGGGAGUCUCGCCAAUGGUAGUAGCAGGGACUGCUCUCUGUCAAUGAAAAGAAAUAGGUCGCCUGUUGUAAAUGCUAAUGAAUACUCUAAAAGAAAAACCCGACAACGGCCACUAACAAAAGUGUUAGAGAGUACAUCUAUGGUAUCGGUUCCUCUUGCCCGUGAUGAUCUUAUCAAUUCUGAUUGUUUGCCUCCUCCAGGGAUUUCAGAAAACAAACCUUCUGCUGCAAACAACAAUAACAAUUCAGACAACAUUGGGGUUUUGUGUGAGAAUGUUUCCGUUUCAUUAAACGCUUCUGAAAACGUUGUUGAUUCUAUCCAUAGCAAGAAGGCAAAAGAAAGUGAAAACUCCAACAUAUCACUUUCAGCAAAGGAUGAUGCGUCCAAUGGGUUAUUUGAUGUUCCACUGAUUGGAGAAGAAAACUACUCUACAGGAAUUAUGACGGCAGCUUUCACAUCUUCCUCACCCACGAAGGCUCUUGUUUCUGGACUGACUAGGCUGUUUGGUCAGAGUAGCCAUAAUGAUUUGGUGAAAAAAGAAAGAAGUAAUGGAUCUGCUUAUACACGUCCGACAACUACAUUUAUCAAUGGGAUUGAGACGAGCACUACAAAGUGGCAGAUAAAAGGCAAAAGGAAUUCAAGGCAGAUGAGUAAAAAACAAGAAGAAAGAAGAAAUGCUUAUGCCGAAGCCAACAACAAUUUUCUGUCUGGUUGCUCUGUCUCUGAUCAAAAGAUAUAUGGUCAAUUUAGCUUUGGUACUAGUACUAUGGGGAGAAAUUCUGAAAUGUAUAAUGUGAAGAUUGAGGUAAAAGCCAACUAUAAACCCCGGAAUGUUCCGCUGAUUUCCCUUAGGAGUAAACUGAAUGGUGAAGCUAUUGUUGGACAUCCUUCAACGGUUGAAGUGCUUGAAGAUGGAUCAUGUGACCGCAUUGUGAGUAGUCAUCUCGAUCCCUUUGCUGUACCAAUGGAUGAUGAUGAGAAGCCAAAACCUUCAUCGAAAAAGAAAGGCAAGAAAAAGAAAUCACAUAUCCCUCCAUAUAAAUCAUCAAAGUCAAAGAAAUCUUCAUCUCUAUCAAUAAAGACAAGGUGUCUCUCAACACUAAGUGGCCAGAAGCUGACAGCAAGUAGCAAGAAGAAGAUGAUGAUAGAGAAGACGAAAGAUAGAAUUGUAGCUUGCAUCCCUCUGAAAGUAGUAUUCAGUAGGAUAAACGAAGCACUGAAGGGAUCAACGAGACAAGUGCAUAGAUCAUUACCAUCUGCAGGCAAUACAUGAUGAGAUGAGUUUGGUCUCUGUUCUAUUUCCUGCCAUUUGUUUCUUACGUUCAUUUACCUCGCGGUUUUAAGCAUUGACCAAGACGAUAUUAGCCCGGUUUUAGGGGGGUGAUGGAUGGUUUUACUGUACAAGUAUAAUACAGUGAUAUAUAUAUAGGCCUUCUGAGAAAGAACAGAAGUAAGAAUAUGGAAGUGAAGUUGUAUAUGUAAAUAUUAGCUAUAGCAAUUAAUGGUUGGAGGUGUAAUUUUAAAGGAUUAAAAGAACUCAGAUUAGAUUUGAAGAAUACACUGUUGCUCGUUUACUCAUUUUGCUAAGUUAUUUUUCUGAUAAACUCACAAAACUAUUGGUUGUAACUCGUGAAGAA
This is a messenger RNA of Capsella rubella, 2928 nucleotides long. RefSeq lists its product as uncharacterized. Lineage: Eukaryota; Viridiplantae; Streptophyta; Magnoliopsida; Brassicales; Brassicaceae. The coding region runs from base 555 to 2564 and encodes 669 amino acids. The record is from RefSeq and is a predicted model, not a curated record. The transcript is spliced from 3 exons.